AUGGCGUUAGCCUAUGCAGCAGCCAGGCUAGUCCACCCAUGCAUUAGCAUGGGCAUGGUGUCCAAGCAGCACCCAAGAACACCGCCGCCGUCCUCCUGCUGCCUACACCUCCACCACAUCUUCUACCUUAGGCCCGUCGCCAGCAGCCACCACUUGGCGCGCCACUCCGUCGACGUCACCAAGGACGACAAGCCGCUUGAGCCGCCGGCGCCGGCGCCGGCUGCAGAGACAGAGAGGGAGAGCACGCAUCAGCAGGAGGACGAGGACGGCGGGCCAAAGCUGGACCCGAGGCGGUUCGAGGAGAAGUUCGCGGUGCUGAACACGGGGGUCCACGAGUGCCGGUCCUGCGGGUACCGCUACGACCAGACGGCGGGGGACCCGUCGUACCCGGUGCCGCCGGGCCUCCCCUUCAUGCAGCUGCCCGACGACUGGCGGUGCCCCACCUGCGGCGUCGCGCGGUCCUUCUUCGAGAGCAAGAGCGUGGAGAUCGCCGGGUUCGCGCAGAACCAGCAGUUCGGGCUGGGCGGUAACUCCCUCACCUCCGGCCAGAAGGGCCUGCUCAUCUACGACAGCCUCCUCAUCGGCUUCCUCUUCUUCAUCUCCGGCUACUUCCUGCAAUGAGGACGCCAACAACGACUCUUUCUGAUCUGAUCUGCUUUCCGUUUGUGUGAAUAGAAU
This is a messenger RNA of Zea mays, 678 nucleotides long. Its product is annotated as Rubredoxin-like superfamily protein. The record is from RefSeq and is a predicted model, not a curated record. The coding region runs from base 1 to 621 and encodes 206 amino acids. Lineage: Eukaryota; Viridiplantae; Streptophyta; Magnoliopsida; Poales; Poaceae. Gene Ontology annotation, cellular component: chloroplast. Gene Ontology annotation, biological process: alkane catabolic process. Gene Ontology annotation, molecular function: electron transfer activity; iron ion binding. The transcript has a single exon.